CGGGUGAUGCAACGAGCCGGCGAGAACUGUAACUUUACCAGCUGAGCGCGAGAUCACAUCGCUUCCAGAGUAGAGCAUCACAACACGCACGUAUGAUUCAGUCAAAACAAGAUUUCGGAAUGAUGCUUCAGCAUCCCGGUUUGGGUCACUUGGAUAUCAGCGCGUCGGCUUUGGUACCCUGCCUCUCCCCGCCGGGCUCGCUCACGCUGGACGACUUCACCAACUUCACUCCGUUAGUCAAGGAGGAGCUGCGCUACGCCAUCCAGAACAAGCGGCUGUCCAACGGCAUGACCGCACUGACCUCAGCGGUUUCAGAACGCAGAGAGACCACUGAACUGCCUGUCAUGAAGCGGGAGAUCCAACCAGAGGAGAGUGAAAGGAAAAAGAGGAGAAGGGAACGAAAUAAAGUAGCAGCAGCUAAAUGUCGAAACAAGAAAAAGGAGAAAACUGACACUUUACAAAAGGAGUCUGAGACACUGGAGUCCAUCAAUGCCGAGCUGAAGGCCCAGAUCGAGGAGCUGAAGAGCCAAAAGCAGCAGCUAGUCUACAUGCUGAACCUACAUCGGCCCACCUGCAUCGUCCGCGCCCAGAACGGCCAGACCCCCGAGGACGAGAGGAAACUCUUCAUCCAGCAGAUCAAGGAGACCACCCUGCAAGGUCUUAAUCUUAGCAUAAAUGGACCAAUGCACAACACAGUACCAACAAGUUGUGGCCAUCUCUGAUUCAGGCACGAACCUAAAGGGUUUGGCGGUUGCCAAUGAACAUUGCAGGGCUCGCCCGAGAAGGACUAAACUGUGGGUGCCUACCAUGCCAGUCAAGGUCGGUCUGAUGUACACUGAAACAGACUGUUUAAGCACUGAAGUGAUGAAGGACGUGUGAUGCGUGAUCACUUAUUCUUAUUAUCGUAUGCUUAACAUGCUUUUUGUAGCUAUAUGUCAUGAUGCUUAAGCAACAUGAUGUCAUUUACCGAUCGUCUGGUUUGUUGAAAGAAAUCCUGGUGGUGUGUUUGACAACAAGUACAAUGUGAGGGAAGGCUUGCUGUAGGAAAAAACAGGGUGAUGUUAUUUCAUUUAGUAACAUGCCUCUUGUUAAAUUGAAACACACAAAAUGCCACGUAAAGUAUUUCAAGCUGCUAAUCUCUCAGGAUACGGUCUGUAUAUGACAGGAAACAUUACACUUGUACUAAAUAAACAGAUGAAAUAACCGAGAAGUCACCGCGUAGUGGACUUCAAGACAGCAGGGGUGUCAGGCAACCUUACAAGUUUCUUGUAUUGGAAACUGGACCUUCACCACUAUAUGCCUGUCUGUGUUAUCACCUCAACUGUCUGAACAUGUUGUUGUUACAAUGCUGUGAGCAGGAGGGUCUGCGUUCGCCAGCCCACUGCACAAAGAUUAUAUCAUGUUUUUGUUCGUUUAAUAAGGGACUUGUACUUAUUUUUCGAUGUUGCAUUUUUCAUAUAUUGUAGCUGUGUGUUGUUCUUGCCUAGAUGCACAAACCUUAUUCUAAAAGAAAAACACUUGAAGUAAAGCUCUUAAUUUCUUGGCUACGAUCAUGUGUCAAUCGAUUGCUGGUGUCUGUUUUGAAGAAACGCAUACCACGAGACAUCUGAUCAAGCCGUGUGACCAGCUCACCACAUUAAAGUUGAGAAAGCUGUCAAAAAAACAUGGGAAAAUUGGAAGUUCUGUCAGUCUAUUUCAACAAAACUGAUUCAGGACUUUUACAUAUAUUUUCAGUGGGAUGUAUUGAGAGGUUAAAUGGCGCGGGCGUCAGGCGGCUUUUCUUUUGCUUUGUAAUGGUUCAGGCAUGCCAAAUCACUUGUACUAUUGACAUUAAAUGUGUAAUGGAAACAAAGCUAUGCGUAAUAUUUGUGGUUAAACCAAGUUUUAUUCAUCGUACGUACCUUCCACGUAAAAGGAAGGAUGUGCAAUUGUUAUACCAAAACUGUAUGAAUGGGACGAUACUGUUCAUUUACACCUCCGGUAUGGUUUCGUUUGACUGUCUGUUGUGUUUUUGAUACUUUAUUAAUAAAAACGCAUACCAAUGCAA
Molecule: messenger RNA, 2047 nt
Organism: Triplophysa dalaica
Lineage: Eukaryota; Metazoa; Chordata; Actinopteri; Cypriniformes; Nemacheilidae
Gene: atf3
Product: activating transcription factor 3
Biological process (GO): regulation of transcription by RNA polymerase II
Cellular component (GO): nucleus
Molecular function (GO): DNA-binding transcription factor activity, RNA polymerase II-specific; RNA polymerase II cis-regulatory region sequence-specific DNA binding
Source: RefSeq, a predicted model, not a curated record